AAACCAAGAAAACUCUUUUUGUUUCAAUGGCUAUGAAUUCAUCAUCAGGUAACAGUCUACUUCACCUUAAUGAAGUGACUGUAGCCAUGGUUCCAUGGCCUGAACAUGGCCAUCUCAACUUACUCUUCUAUCUCGCUCGAAUCAUCGCCUCCCACAACAUUCCUGUACACUUCCUCUGCCUCAGUGCUAGGAACCAAGAUUUAAGAAAACGCCUCCAAGGUGGACUUAAAGCCUCUGUUGAAAACCUAAGAGAUUCAAACAUCCAUUUCAAUGACCUCUUAGUACAUUCAUCUCCUACAGAAAAAAAAGAUGAUUUCUUGGAAAGACUAGGUGAGUCCAUUUGCAGGACAUGUCAUGAACUAUCGACCAAUACGAAAAGAUUGGUCAUAAUUCAUGACUGUUUGAUGAUAACUUACAUAGGUAAUCAUUUGCAUUUGAUGUCCAACUUCAAGUGUUAUGCUUUCCACCCCACUUCAGCUUUCACCAGGUACUCUACACUUCGACAAACUAUUCAUAUAGUUGAUCAAGAUCACGACGAAACGAUUAAGCAACUUGGAGAUGAGUUUCCAACUGCAGAGAGUACUUUCGGUCCAAAUAUGGCUGAGUAUGUUGAGGAGGAACUUACAUGGAAGCACAACUCUGGAGAUAUCAUUAACUCCUGCAGAGAAUUGGAAGGUAAGUUUAUAGAUUCACUUGCUAAGGUAAAAGAGAAUACACCUUUGUGGGCUUUUGGACCAUUUAACAUGCUGCCUGAAUCACUAGACUCAUUUUCUAAUUCUUCAUCUGGCAACAAAAGUACUCGUCACAACUGUCUCAAAUUUCUUGACAAGCAAGAUGUAAACUCAGUAAUAUUCGUGUCGUUUGGAACAACCACUACAUUAUCACAAGAGCAAGUGAAGGAGUUAGCACUUGGUUUGGAACAAAGCAACCAUAAGUUCAUAUGGGUAAUAAGGGAAGCAGACAAAAGGGUGGACAUGGAGAAUGGUGAAGAAAGACAUGAGAAGAUUGUGUUGCCAGAAGGGUUUGAAGAAAGAGUGGAAGGAAGAGGAAUGGUGGUGAGAAGUUGGGCGCCACAGUUGGAAAUCUUGGGGCAUCCGUCUACAGGCGGUUUUCUGAGCCAUUGUGGAUGGAAUUCUUCAAUGGAAAGUAUAAGUAUGGGAGUCCCAAUGGCAGCUAUGCCUAUGACUGUUGAUCAGCCAUAUCACACUCUGUUGGUAUCAAACGUUUGGAAGAUCGGAGUCUCUGUGUGGAGUUGGGCACGUCGGAAGGAAAUAGUACCAGCAGUGGCUAUUGAGAAAGCUGUCAAAACUUUGAUGGGGACACCAGAAGGAGAAGAGAUGAGGCAGAGGGUGGUGGAGUUGAGAGAUAAUAUCAAGAAGUCUGUUAGCCAUGGAGGACUUGCAUACAAGGAGAUGGAAUCUUUCAUCUCUUAUAUUAUCAAGAACUAACUUCUAUUGCUCAGUUUGACCUAUGUUGGAUUUGGCUUGUAUGAAUUUUCAUACUUGAUAAAGUUUUACUUUAGUGUUGGAAUAAGACUUUUGCUAAAUCUUCUGAUUCUCGUAAUCAAAUUUUAAGAGCCGAGUCACUCCUUCUAGAUCGAAGAAGGUGAUGUUUUCUUUUGACAUCUUGCUUUAAUGUAUGCAUGUUGGAACUGACAAAGGAAGAAUUUCCAGAAGUUAUUAUUAUUA
Solanum pennellii is the source of this 1688-nucleotide messenger RNA. Its product is annotated as zeatin O-glucosyltransferase-like. Bases 27 to 1448 code for a protein of 473 amino acids. The transcript has a single exon. The record is from RefSeq and is a predicted model, not a curated record. Gene Ontology annotation, molecular function: UDP-glycosyltransferase activity. NCBI's taxonomy places the organism in Eukaryota, Viridiplantae, Streptophyta, Magnoliopsida, Solanales, Solanaceae.